This is a messenger RNA of Pistacia vera, 923 nucleotides long. RefSeq lists its product as uncharacterized. Gene Ontology annotation, molecular function: structural constituent of ribosome. Bases 1 to 651 code for a protein of 216 amino acids. The record is from RefSeq and is a predicted model, not a curated record. Lineage: Eukaryota; Viridiplantae; Streptophyta; Magnoliopsida; Sapindales; Anacardiaceae. The transcript is spliced from 5 exons. Gene Ontology annotation, cellular component: mitochondrial small ribosomal subunit.
AUGGCUUCCGGAUUCUUCAGGAAGUUCCUGUANAAAUACAAUGAAUCCCGCUUAAGAGAAUUGCCAUGCCAAAUACUUGAUCCUAUUCCACUGGGAGAGGGUGCUGGCAUUGGAUAUAUGAAAGGGGUUGACUCCAAGGAAAUCCCCGAAGGUUCAACUCUAUAUGAUCUGGUUCAAAUGGGAAUUCAGCAAACACAUGCGGCUGUUAGUGCGGUUGUUCGUUUAAGGAAAGAGUUAUCACUUGUGAAAGAUAUCCCUGUUCUUAUUGCAAUUGAUCAAUAUAACAACUGGUUUACAUUCAGUGAAUAUGAAGAGCCAGUCACUAUUCGUUCUUGUCGACCAGUGCAUUCUAGAGAAUUGACAAUGGUGAAUGCAUUUAGGUCUAUGAUGCAUGAUGAAAUGAUGGUAGGUGCUUUCUCUCACUCAACUGCUGUGGGAAAGCUUCGCAAAGACUUACCAGAUGUUCCGGUGGAUGCCCGUUUUAAUUUGCCUCGCUACAAUGUUGAUGAAGCAGCAACUGUUUGCCAUUACUACCUUAGACAAAGACUCGUAAGCAGGGAGGUAUUCACAGAGGAAAAUUGGAAGAAAGUGUACUAUUUAUCCAACGGGAAUGGAGUAGAGAUGAGAUCUUUGGUUCCGUUGAUGCGAUGACGUCACGUGUAAGAUGAACCUGAAAACUUGAAGCAGCUACCGCAGAGAAGAAGGGUGAGCAGAGUGGGGGUUUUUGAGAGACAUCUGCGGUGGAUCCAAAAGAAUGAAAGGAAGCGUUACUGACUCUUCAUUUCCUUUUCUCUACGUGUCUUAGAUCACAUUUAACAAAAAUGCAUUCUUGCAUGUAGAGUUUUGUCUUCAUAUGAUAUCUUUCGACGGUUAUUUCUGGUUUUUAACUGAGCAGGGAAUAAAAUAAAUAAACUUUAAAAUAA